Messenger RNA from Adineta ricciae, 1080 nucleotides. The record is from the annotation of a GenBank genome assembly. NCBI's taxonomy places the organism in Eukaryota, Metazoa, Rotifera, Eurotatoria, Adinetida, Adinetidae.
AUGGAUUCAUCAUCAACUAAUACUACAAAAACCAGAGUUUUUUCCAAGACGAAUAUGGCCAGUCGCGUGUUUCCGUGCCUUCUCACUUCCACACAACCGUUAUCACCAUCGAUUUCUAAACGAUCUUCAAUAACAGUCGACAAUUCAUCGACAACAACUUUUCAAUCUCAACAAUCGAGUUCGACCGAAGGUCGUCACGAUGUUCAGCCAAGACAUGGACACGGGAAAAAACAAGUAGAUUUGUCGUCGAAUGCGUCAGUCGAUCAAUUGAAUGAUUUAUUGGACAAACACGUGCCUGAUACUCAACAACCAGAUAUUAUUGUCACUGACAAUAAGGCUGAUGAAUCAGAUGAAUAUGAAGAAGUGCCUGUACGGUUGCCGUCAUCAGUAUCGAGUCCAAGUGUCAAACGAGCAUUCAAAGAGUCUUCAUCGAAGAUUUCAACCUCAACAAAGCGAUCCAGGAACAAUGUAAAAGAAAAUGUUGAUCUCGACACGGAUGAUGACGAGAAAUCUGAUGAUGAAUCAUUGCCUUCAUUUCGAAAAGACGUUAUGGCGAAGUUGAAACAAGCAGAAAUUGAUGGUCGGUACAAUCGGCAAAUGUUUGAACAAUUAUUGUUGCAUCAUCAACGGCAUGAAGCCACACAGAAGCUUAUUUUAGAAAACCAAAAAAGAUUAAAGAAAGCUUUGCUGAAAAGGAAAAUUUAUGUUGAUAUCCAUGAAGAAAUCGAUUCGGCCGAAAAUUCUCGAACAGAUCCGGAUGGAAAUUCCUAUCCUACUGAAUUAAUAUAUUCAACUGAUGGCGGUAUUGCAACUUUCGAUGCUUUGAAUAUUGCAGGGCUGGUCGACGAAUUGUUUUCCGAAGAAGAGUUAAUUGAAUUUGAUCCUUUGACAAAGAAAAAUGAACUACUAUCACAUUCAAGUUACCUAUUUAUUAGAGAGGCUGUGAGAGUUAAAUUUCGGCUUUCGACGCGGAAAAUGGAAAUUGAAUGGCCCAAUAUCCACGAAGCCAUACUGAACAAACGACGGAACUGGAAGAAAGACAAGAGGUCGAAAACUGCAGGCGGUGUAACCAGCGAAUAA